Messenger RNA from Ostertagia ostertagi, 585 nucleotides. The record is from the annotation of a GenBank genome assembly. Lineage: Eukaryota; Metazoa; Nematoda; Chromadorea; Rhabditida; Trichostrongylidae.
AUGGAUGGAAUGGGCUACUUGUUCAACAUCAACGUCCAGAAUUGUAGAAAUGAAAUGUCACGUGAUACAAUGCUCUCAUCGGGCUGUGACGCCAUUGGCAACACUCCAUUGGUACGGCUAAAUCGCGUUACCAAAGGACUGGAAGCAACAAUUGCUGUGAAAUUGGAAUAUAUGAAUCCUGCUGGGUCGGUGAAGGAUCGUAUUGCAUUCAAUAUGAUCCAGAAAGCAGAAGAUGAAGGAAAGAUCACACCUGGGAAGACGGUGCUCAUCGAGCCCACCAGCGGCAACAUGGGAAUUGCUCUCGCCUAUUGUGCAGCGCUGAAAGGAUAUAAAUUGAUCCUGACAAUGCCAUCCUCGAUGAGUGUGGAAAGACGAGCUCUAUUGAAAGCAUACGGUGCUGAGGUGGUGCUGACCGAUCCAGCAGUCGCUGUGCGAGGUGCUAUCGAGAGAGCAGAGGAGCUAGCAAAAGUGAUACCGAAUGCGUUCAUUCCUAAUCAAGUUGAUAUUGUAUGUUUUGGAGUUGGAUCAGGUGGAACGUGCACGGGAGUUGGUCGCUAUUUGAAGGAGAAAAAUCCAAACAUAAAG